Scutellospora calospora is the source of this 154-nucleotide messenger RNA. NCBI's taxonomy places the organism in Eukaryota, Fungi, Glomeromycota, Glomeromycetes, Diversisporales, Gigasporaceae. The record is from the annotation of a GenBank genome assembly.
AUUAUUGUUCAUGGACUGUACAUCGAAAACAAUUUUUAUUGCGCCUUGCAUAUUCAACAACCUUCAAUAGCUAUCAAGGUCUUACAUUAGAUCGAAUAGUUAUAGAUCUUAGAAUAUACGUAUUUGCUCAUGGACAGCUAUAUAUAGCUAUAUC